CCUGUCGAGGCCUAACCCUCUGAUUCCCGCUUGGACAGCCGCAUAUAUACGCGAGCACCCUGUCUGCAGACCGCGCAGCUUGGAGCUUUAUAGCUAUCUGCGCGUUCUCUCAUAUAUUGUACACUUUUGUUGGCUCUUUUGUGUUGAGCUCGUAACGUCUGCACCCUUCGUCCAGCUUGAAUAGGCCCCUGUUUCCCCUUGACCAUGGAGAAUUAUGACUUUUCCAAAGAAUUCAAAAAGAUAUAUAUAUCAAAACAGAGAUCUGCACCGGAUCCCGUCGCAGCAGAAAUGAGAGUCCGACUUCAAAGUCUUCCUGCCUUGGGCCAAGUAACACAGGCGGAGGGCGGUCAGAUCACGUUCACGGCUGUCCUCGAAGUGCCAUACGACCGGGCUCGAGAACCUUGGCAGGUCUCUCUAUGGCUGGCUUUAGAUGGAGCCGAAUGGCGAGAACAGGCCUUGGACCGAGUCGAGAUCGGCCAAGAGCCGUUUUCUCUGCAGCCGGCUGAAAAGUCUGUUUCGCGCACGUAUUUCAAUGGCAUCUUAUCGCUUUCCAAGUCCAUCCAAUUCACUCUCAAAUUCCGCAGCGGACAAAACCAAGAGUGGAGAUGGAUUCGCGAUGAGCAUGGGCUCAGCGACGGCCUAAUUGUGGCUCGCGCGUCGGCUGCACCGACAGUCUUGCUCUGCGAUGUCAUACCAGACCUGAACAAGGAGUGGCAAGUGAUAGAACACAUGAGCCAAACACCGCAGACCCGGCUCUGGUCUCUUGAGACUGAAGUAGCAAGUGCUAUCGGGGAUGCAUCGACAUUCAGGGACAUUGACAUCGGGAGACCCUGGGGGACCUACUUGAGGUGGUUCGCUCUCGUGCGCCUCUGGGCUCCGUGGCUGGCCCCGCGGCAAGGCAAAGGGAACUUACACCUUGACCAAGACGCAGUCAUCUGCUCCUUCAUGAGUCCACGGGGAAACACGGUGACGCUUCUUGCCUUCAGUGGCGUGGGCAAUGUGUUGAGUACCAUGCGCCAUACUGACAAUGGCGGUGUUUCUGCUCAUGUGAGAAACGAUGGAACGUCGAGCGAGCGUGCCGUAAUUCUCGUCGCAGAGGGUCCUGAUUUUGACCGCACCGUUGCUUCUGUCAUGUAUCAUGCAAGAACUAUCGUCUCGAACAUCAAGCACGCAGAUCUCACCUGGGAUGCCGAGCUGAAGACUCUGGCCGGCCAGGUCAAACCAGAGUGGAAGCAGAAUUGGUACGAUGGCUUGGGCUUCUGCACAUGGAAUGGACUGGGCCAACGACUCACAGAACAAGCAGUUCUGGAUGCCGUCGGAACGCUUGCAGAGCAUAAGGUGAACGUGACGAGUCUCAUAAUUGACGAUAACUGGCAGUCAAUCGACUAUGAAGGCGACGGGCAGUUCCAAUAUGCUUGGCUGGAGUUUGAAGCCGAGCCCAAGGCUUUCCCAAACGGUCUCAAAUCCAUGGUGUCCCGGUUACGAAAGCAGUACCCAGACAUUCAACACAUCGCAGUAUGGCACGCUCUUCUGGGGUACUGGGGCGGCAUUGCUCGCGGAGGCAAGAUCGAUCAAAACUACAAGACGAUCGAGGUGAUCCGCGAGGACUCGAAGCGUCGGAACCUCCCCCUUGGUGGGAAGAUGACAGUGGUUGCCAAAGAAGACGUGGCACGCUUCUAUGACGAUUUUUACCGUUUUCUGACCGAUGCAGGCGUCGAUGGAGUGAAGACGGAUGCACAGUUCAUGAUCGAUAUGUGGACAAGCGCGUCUGUCCGACGAGACCUCAUCAAGACGUAUAUCGAUGUCUGGACACGAGCGUCGCUACGAUACUUUAGCGUCAAGGCUAUCUCGUGCAUGUCGCAGUUUCCGCAGGCGAUGUUUCAUUCUCAGCUGCCGCAGGAUCGGCCACCAUUGCUGGUGCGCAACUCCGACGACUUCUUCCCCGAGAUACCGGCGUCGCAUCCCUGGCACGUGUGGGCGAAUGCGCACAAUAGCAUCUUCAUGCAGUAUUUGAAUGUGCUCCCGGACUGGGACAUGUUCCAGACAGUGCACGACUAUUCCGGGUUCCAUGCCGCUGCCAGAUGCGUGAGCGGCGGGCCUAUCUACAUCACCGAUGUCCCGGGCAAGCACAACAUGCAGCUCAUCGGUCAGAUGACGGGCAUCACUGCCAGGGGCAAGACCGUGAUAUUUCGGCCGAGCGUGUUGGGAAGGUCCAUCUACCCGUAUAUUGGCUAUGACGAUGACCUCCUCUUAAAGGUUGGAAGCUAUCACGGGGCAUCACAAACCGGCACGGGUAUACUGGGGCUUUUCAACAUUUCUGCCAGGCCAUUGUUGGAGCUGAUUCCUGUUGCUGAUUUUCCUGGGGUCAUGGUGUCGACCGAGUAUGUCGUCAGGGCUCAUAACACUGGCAAGGUGUCCAAGCCUGCGAGGCCCGGAGCCCCUAGCUCGCUGACAGCGAUGUCACUGGAUGUGCGAGGUUAUGAGAUCCUAUGUGCCUUCCCGCUCACGUCGUACUCGGGAGUCAAGCACAAGGUUGGACACACGUGCACUCUCGGCCUAGUCGGCAAAAUGACUGGCUGCGCGGCCAUUAUGGGUAGCAGCGUCCGCCAGCAAGAGAGCGGAAGGGUGUCUGUGACGACGCGGCUAAAGGCCCUUGGUGUUCUAGGUGUCUACGUUUCGACGCUGUUGGACAUGACCAUCGACGGCGACUUCAUGGCAACUGUGGAGGAGAAGCCGGUGCCACGACGUUGCGUGAGCGUAUCGCGUCAAUCAGAGUGUGUAUUGGAGGUGGACGUCGAGGCUGCGUGGAACGAGAUGGGCCUAGACGGCGGGCGGGGUGACGAGGUCGAGGUGACGGUUACGUUUGAUACAUGACGGGAAGCUGGGGGGGCAUCCAUAAGGACUGCAGCGCAGUGCAGUGUACCUGCCGAUAUUGUAGGAGUGCCAGACUGCUACUGGCACAAGCUCGCGUAGGAGACGAUGCUGCUGCUGCUGAAGACCGGGUUGGUGGCUGGGCGGUUGGGCGGUUGGACCAGAUGCUCAUUACCAAGCAUGGCGCAGAUCCUUUAAACUGCUCAGAUGAUGGGUGUGCGGAGAUGGAUG
Messenger RNA from Purpureocillium takamizusanense, 3102 nucleotides. RefSeq lists its product as uncharacterized. The record is from RefSeq and is a predicted model, not a curated record. Bases 205 to 2874 code for a protein of 889 amino acids. NCBI's taxonomy places the organism in Eukaryota, Fungi, Ascomycota, Sordariomycetes, Hypocreales, Ophiocordycipitaceae. The transcript has 6 exons.